UCAUGCAGGGUCAUCAACAGCCUUAGCGGAGCACUCUGCCGUUGAAUCAAGUUAGUCAAGUAGUUGGCCGAAAGCACUAGAAGGAAGAGGCAUCAUGCUUCGUUUUGGCGCUCGUGGCAGAUUCGUUAUCUGUGACAAUCUCGAGAAAUGCUUGGACGCUUUGGGAGGCGUGCGUGAUACCUGCAGUAUAGUCAAGGCGUCAAGGAUCAGGGAAAAACGCGUUGGUGGUUCAACGUCGCGUUCGAAUUGUUUGAUCGAUUUCUUAGCACCUCGUGCGGCCACCAAGACGAUUCAGAAGGAAAAUUGCCGGCAAUCAUCGACGUCAGCCGUCAACGAAACUCAGAGGACAUGUCUUUACGAUUUUCACGUGGAGAAACAAGGGAAGAUUGUCAAUUUUGCCGGAUGGUUGUUGCCGGUGCAAUAUCGAGAGACAAUCGCUGUGUCACAUCUGCACACGAGAUCGUUGGCAUCGCUCUUCGACGUCAGUCAUAUGUUGCAGACACGCGUCUCCGGUAAGGACGCUGGGGAAUUUUUGGAAUCGCUAACCACGUGCGAUCUGAUAAAUUUAAACAAAGGUGCCGCGACUCUGACGGUCUUUACUAACGAUAAUGGAGGAAUUCUCGACGAUCUCAUCAUCACCAAAGACGACGAAAACAGAUACUUUGUCGUGUCUAACGCGGGCAGACGGGAUGAAGACGUUCAGCUUCUUUUGGAGCGUCAGGAAGACUUUAAAAAGCUUGGCAAAAAUGUGUUUGUUGACUUUCUGAAUCCUCUACAACAUGGUCUAGUAGCUCUUCAAGGUCCAACAGCAGCGAAAGUCCUUCAGUCAUUAGUUAAAAUCGAUCUUUCUAAGCUAAAAUUUAUGAAUAGCGUGAAAACCGAGGUGGCAGACAGCCUUGUGAGAGUUUCGCGAUGUGGAUACACCGGAGAGGACGGUUUUGAGAUCUCGGUGCCUGCGAAAGACGCGGUUAAUCUAGUCGAAAGGAUCCUGGAGAUCCCUGACAUAAAACUGGCCGGUUUAGGAGCCAGAGAUAGUUUGAGAUUGGAGGCUGGACUGUGCCUCUACGGCCAUGACAUUAACGAGGAAACCACACCAGUCGAAGCUGCCCUUACGUGGCUAGUAGCGAAACGGCGAAGGGCCGAGGCCAAUUUCCCAGGUGCACAGAGAAUACUGUCGCAGAUUAAGACCGGUGCCAAGAAGAAACGUGUCGGGCUCUUACUAGGUCAAGGACCACCUGCCAGGGAAGGCGCACCCAUAUUGACGCCGGAAGGCGAGCGAGUGGGCAGCGUCACUUCCGGUGGACCAAGUCCGACCUUGGGCCGGCCGAUCGCCAUGGGAUACAUGCCGCCGGAUUUGGCACAGUUCGGUGGAGGAGUAUUGGUCGAGGUACGAGGAAAGACCUACAAGGCUACCGUGACAAAGAUGCCCUUUGUGAAGGCGAAUUAUUACACCGCGAAGUAACGCAUUGAUCGACGACCAUGACCACGACCACGACCACAUCAAUCAGGAAUGACGACGAACACUAAUCAACUAUAAAUAAAAUCGCGAUACUAAAAACGAUUAACUAGUAAUGACCAGCUGUUUAUACAUUCGCCGAGUGCGUGAACAAUUUGCUAAUAGGUUCUCAUAGAUUAGACAGUUUUUAAAUUGCUAAAAAUGUGUCGCAAAUAUAAAGUGUUUUGAAUUGAUAAGCGAAUCAGGCUAGCGAAUUUGUGUUAUAUUUUAAUCAGUUGAUAUAAUUCUCUAAAUAAAAUUUCCUGUUAACUUUCUAUACAAAAGUAAAAGCAUAACCACUGACAUCAUAAUAUUCUUACGUCAAUGAGCAUAACAACAGACAAACAAAAAUUAGAAGGAAAAUGCUGUCAUAUUUUAUAUAUUCAGAACUUACAAUAUUGAAGAUGGAGUGAAAGAAGAAAAACCUAUCUGAACAAGGCACCUCACUUUACAAUGUAUGCACUCUAGUGCAUUGAGUUCAUUUUUUGUAUAAUAUCAGUAUGUAAAAUAUAACGUGAGAUUAUAAUUUUUAUGAAAA
This is a messenger RNA of Ooceraea biroi (clonal raider ant), 2033 nucleotides long. RefSeq names its product aminomethyltransferase, mitochondrial. Lineage: Eukaryota; Metazoa; Arthropoda; Insecta; Hymenoptera; Formicidae. Gene Ontology annotation, molecular function: protein binding; aminomethyltransferase activity. Gene Ontology annotation, biological process: glycine catabolic process. Gene Ontology annotation, cellular component: mitochondrion; glycine cleavage complex. The record is from RefSeq and is a predicted model, not a curated record.